AUGACCUCCUCGUCGGUCGACGCUGGCUCUACAAACGGCACCGCUACAGCCCCAUCAGUAUCACACCAAAAAGCCAAUGCCUGGCAGCAACCGGGCCCGGCAGCCUAUGACUUCCGCAGCGACGUGAUGACCACGCCCACAGCAUCAAUGCUCGAAGCCAUCGUCAACACGACACUCCUCGACGACGUCUUUCGCGAAGAUCCCACGACCAACGAUCUCGAAGCAUCCAUCGCCUCCCUCUCUGGCCACGAUGCCGGCCUACUCGUCAUGUCCGGCACGAUGGGCAACCAGGUCUCACUCCGAACUCAUUUGAUACAACCACCACACUCUGUCCUCUGCGACUAUCGCUCGCAUGUCAUCCAAUAUGAAGCCGGAGGCGCCUCCUCACUUUCCAACGCCAUGCUGAUCCCUGUCCGCCCAUCGAACGGCCACCACCUGACUCUCGAGGACGUGAAGAAGCACGUCAUCGUCUCCGACGACGUGCACGCGUGCCCGACCCGCGUCAUCUCGCUUGAAAAUACGCUCGACGGCAUGAUUAUGCCACUGGACGAAGUGCGCCAAAUCUCCGCCUUUGCCCGCCUGCACGGCAUCAAGAUGCACCUGGACGGAGCGCGAAUCUGGGAAGCCGUCUCCGCGGACGCAGGCAGUCUCCCCGAGUUCACCACCUGCUUCGACAGCGUGAGUAUGUGUUUCUCGAAAGGCCUCGGCGCACCAAUCGGGAGCAUCAUCGUGGGCUCAAAAUCCUUCAUCGCCCACGCCCGACGGAUCCGAAAGAUGAUCGGAGGCGGAACAAGGCAGGCGGGCGUCAUCUCGGCUGCAGCACGCGUCGCUGUCGACGAGGGCUUUGGCAAAGGGCCGCGAGGAGAAGGCGGCCAGCUGCGUGCCAGUCAUGCGCGCGCUCGCAAGGUUGCGGACCUCUGGACGAGCAAAGGCGGCCAGUUGUCGAACCCCGUCGAGACCAACAUGGUCUGGCUCGACCUGGCGCACGAAGGGUAUAGCGCCGAUCAAUUCGCGGAGCUCGCUGCCAGCGAGGGCCUGAAAGCCCGCGGUGGCCGCUUGGUCGUGCACUAUCAGAUCACAGACGACGCGGUGGAGCGGUUAGGUAGAGUUAUGGACAAGAUCCUAGAGACCAAUGGCAGGAGCAGCAAAAGACGUAGAUUCAACGGUCAUUGA
Molecule: messenger RNA, 1173 nt
Organism: Rhinocladiella mackenziei CBS 650.93
Lineage: Eukaryota; Fungi; Ascomycota; Eurotiomycetes; Chaetothyriales; Herpotrichiellaceae
Exons: 1
Coding region: 1-1173 (390 amino acids)
Biological process (GO): L-threonine catabolic process; glycine biosynthetic process
Cellular component (GO): cytosol
Molecular function (GO): L-allo-threonine aldolase activity
Source: RefSeq, a predicted model, not a curated record